ACUCACAGUCAUGGAAAUGCCGGCAUUAAGUUCCAUUUUCCUCCUCCUCCUCCUCUGCCUCCUGAUUGUCCAGUUUGUGAAGCUGCAGUGGAGAAAACGACAAUUCCCUCCUGGACCAACACCUCUCCCCAUUAUCGGAUGCCUAUGGCAGCUGAAGUUUUUCAACGUCACUCGUGAGAGCCUGACCAAGGUGGCAAAAUCCUAUGGGGACAUCUAUACUGUAUGGUUUGGUCCUCACCCUGUGGUAGUUCUGGAUGGGUUCCAAGCUGUGAAAGACGGUCUCACCACCCACCCAGAAGAUGUAGUUGGCCGGCCAGUAGUCCCGUUUUUUAGAGCUCUGGCAAACAAUAAAGGUAUCUUGCUGUCAACGGGCAGUACAUGGAAGCACCAGAGGAAGUUCUCGCUGAUGACUCUGAAGACAUUGGGGCUAGGGAAGAGUACAUUGGAGUACCAGAUCCAAGAUGAAGCUUAUCACCUGGCGGAGAACUUUAGGAGCACUAAAGGGAAACCCAUGAAUCCGUCCUUCGCUCUGACCCUCGCCGUUUCCAACGUGAUUUGCGCUGUGGUGUUUGGCCAUCGUUUCUCCACCGAGGACAAAAAAUUUCACGAGCUCCUGGAAGCAAUGGAAGCCAUAUUCAAAUUUGCUGGCAGUCUCGGUCAUAAUAUUUAUAAUGUAAUGCCCUGGCUUAUGAAGUGUAUCCCAGGACCUCACAAGAAGGCGUUGACUGCCCGAGACUUUGUGUGUUCGUUCAUAAGGAAGGAGAUCAACAAGCACCGGAUUGCAGGAGUCCCAGAUGACCCUCAAGAUUUCAUUUAUAGUUACCUUGCUCAGAUAGAGAAAACGAAAGACCAGCCCAAACCAGCCUAUGAUGAAAGUAACAUGAUCCAGUGUAUAUUUGACCUCUUCUUGGGUGGAACAGAGACUUCCAGCACCACUCUCUACUGGGCAUUUCUGUAUAUGGUGCUUUAUCCAGACAUCCAAGCGAACAUCCAGAAGGAGAUUGAUGCAGUUGUGGCUCCCGGUCAAAUGAUCAGCGGCGACGAUCGCAAGAAGCUGCCCUACACCAACGCCGUGAUCCACGAGGUCCAGCGCUUCAGCAACAUCAUCGCGGUUGGGUUGCCCAGGUUAUGUGUGAAGGAUACCAUGAUUCGACAGUUUACCAUUAAGAGAGGCACAAUGCUCCUUCCAAACAUGGCUUCCGCCUUGUACGAUCCCAAUGAAUGGGCGACGCCCGAAAGCUUCAACCCCAACCACUUCCUUGACAAGGAUGGAAAUUUCGUUUGUCCAGAAGCCUUCAUUCCAUUUUCUUUAGGGCAGCGUGUGUGCUUGGGGGAUCACCUGGCCAAGACGGAGAUGUUUCUUUUCUUCUCCAACCUCCUGCAGGCGUUCACUUUCCACUUGGCAGAAGGGACAAAAGAUGUCAACACAGAGCCUGUUUUGGGGGGCACUUUGCAGCCUCACUACUUUGAGAUCUGUGCUAUCCCUCGAUAGACCCGGCGUCUCAUGUCUCUUUGGAAAUCUACUUAGGAAAAGUUGCAAGGUGGCAACAUGGUGUACUGUUAACCCAAGGCCGCCGUCUUCUGGUGUGGGGUUGUAAAGCUUCUUCAGAGUCCCAAGAAUCAAAACUUUUGUCGUGAGACAAGGAAUAAGUUUUUUUUAAAAAAUAUUUACCGGUAUUUUAAAACCACAAAAACAAACCAUAUGCAAACAUCACAUACAGAAAUACAUUAAUCAAAUUCAAGAUCCAAGUACAUUUUCUAACCUUGAUCUAUUACUUUACAUAUUAUCUAAUUCAUUCUAUUAGUCUUUUCUUGCUUUCUCCUGCACAUUUUACACAUUAUCCAUUAAUAUUUCAAUUCCAGAACUACAUUUCUUCAUAUAUUCCUUCACUCCCUCCCAUUCCUUAAUUAUUUUCUGAUUUGAAUGCCUCUAAUAACUGGCGUCAAUUUUGCCAUUUCUACAAACUCGCAAAGUUUAUUUUGCUAAUCUAAUAAUGAUGUUAUUUUCUCCCCCUUCCAGUUAUUUGCGAUCAGUAUUCUGGCCACUGCAGCCGCAUAAAGGAAUACAUUUUUCUUAUCUCUGGGGACGUCAUUGGAUACUAAACCUAACAGAAAAGACUCUGGUUUUUUAAUGAACGAAAUCUUGAAUAGUUUUUUCAGCUCCUCAUAUACCUCAUUCCAGAGACAAGGAAUAAGUUUCUAGACCUCAUGACUGCAAAGGAAAAGCCUGAAAAUACACAACAAUACCUGUGAAUAAGGUCUGAGUGCAGUGGUUCCCAAAGUGGGCAAUACCAUCCCCCAGGGGCAGAGGCAUUACGGGGGGGGGGGGCGCUAAGAUAUUUGAAAAGCUAGGGUCACUGGAUCAAGUUCAUCCGUUUUGUAGAAUUAAUUUGAUGAAACAGUUUAAACUGGAUUUUGAAUAA
This is a messenger RNA of Zootoca vivipara (common lizard), 2423 nucleotides long. Its product is annotated as cytochrome P450 2J4. The record is from RefSeq and is a predicted model, not a curated record. Gene Ontology annotation, cellular component: cytoplasm; intracellular membrane-bounded organelle. Gene Ontology annotation, molecular function: heme binding; iron ion binding; oxidoreductase activity, acting on paired donors, with incorporation or reduction of molecular oxygen, reduced flavin or flavoprotein as one donor, and incorporation of one atom of oxygen. NCBI's taxonomy places the organism in Eukaryota, Metazoa, Chordata, Lepidosauria, Squamata, Lacertidae. Gene Ontology annotation, biological process: xenobiotic metabolic process.